AUGGGAUCGAGGGGGAUAGUCGUGAAGUGUUCUCUGCUUGUCGAUGUAGUAUCUUCGGCUUUUUUGGAAAGACAAAAUAUCGGACCUCGUUGGGUUUUGGUCAACAGCCUGAACUUGUUUUGCAGACGCAAGAGCAUGACCACCCCCCAUUCCUGCCGCAUGGUCCCGAUAGCGCCACGCGUAACUUCAGAAAAGGAAAACAGCGUUACCGUGUUCUGGUCUCCAUCUCAGUUCUGUCAAGAGCAUGGAGACGUCUCUCGAGUCGUCUGUGUGUCUCUAGAUUUUUGUGUACACAUGCAUGUGCUUCAGUAUUCCAUGCUUUUGCCUGACGUUAUGAAUGCACUACACCCUACAAGAGUGUGUGGCUUCGAAUGCAUCCAAGGGUCUCUUCUGAAUCUGCGGAACUGUAGGGUUAUCAGCGCUUUGCUCUGAAACUGGGAACCGCUGUUGUUUGCUAAGUGUCCUUGCUGACUGCCUCGAACAAAACUAUCAUUCAAAGUGAAGAGGAGCGUGAAGCUCCUAUCAGUGACGAUGCUCAAUUUCUCGUGAGAAGACGUGGCAGUAAUUGCGCGGGUAUGAGCUUUCGUUUUUGACCUACCUGUUGCAUUUGGCGUGUUAAUAGACAAUAGUCACUUGAUACCGUUUCACGCGUGCCCAGGCCACCCCAAUUUUAGGUGUAUUUAUUCCUGACGACUACGCGCAACUUCCACUUUUCAGUGACAUCAUGUGCUACAUAACCACGACGUAGAGCGACCUAGCGUAACGUGUCUCGGUUUCCCCCCCUUUGGGCGUAUAUUCCGGGCUAUGGAUGCAACGAUUGGGACCGCGGUCCACACGCAAUAUCAUCGGUUGGUA
This is a messenger RNA of Toxoplasma gondii ME49, 855 nucleotides long. RefSeq lists its product as hypothetical. Bases 1 to 432 code for a protein of 143 amino acids. The record is from RefSeq and is a predicted model, not a curated record. The transcript has a single exon. Lineage: Eukaryota; Apicomplexa; Conoidasida; Eucoccidiorida; Sarcocystidae.